Vicia villosa (hairy vetch) is the source of this 489-nucleotide messenger RNA. RefSeq lists its product as uncharacterized. The transcript has a single exon. Lineage: Eukaryota; Viridiplantae; Streptophyta; Magnoliopsida; Fabales; Fabaceae. The coding region runs from base 1 to 489 and encodes 162 amino acids. The record is from RefSeq and is a predicted model, not a curated record.
AUGGAUGAGAUUUCGUCUUCCACAAAUGUCACGCAAGAUGUUGGUUCUUACUCCGAUGAAAAUAAAGAAUCAUGGCAACAUUUUGUCUUCCGCGACCUUUCAUCAAUCAAGGAAUUCUAUGCUAAAUACGCUCAUGAAAAGGGAUUUUCUUUGAGAAGAAAUCUGCACUCCUUCUAUGAUUCUCGUAACAAAAAAACUGACAUUGUGCAAUAUGUCCGUUAUGUUUGUAACAAGCAUGGUUUCAAGCAUGGGAGUCGGGCGGAUCCUAAGAACAAGACAAACUCGGAUACUCCUGUUCUCAUUGAAUUUCAGAAAGAGAAAGAACUUCCCAAGGAAAGGACUAGUUGCCCAACUAGUAUUUCGUUGAAGUAUGAUUCCAAUGUUAAAGGUUAUCAUAUAUACAAAUGGAAUGUUUCUCAUAACCACCCUUUCCAUAAACUCGAGCAUUCGAAUUACUUGAGGUCAGCUCGAGAGAUUAGUGAGCCUUAA